AGUUAAGAUAUUACAUGAGUGAAGUAUAAAUUAAAACAGUCGUUGCAAUUACACAACCAGCACUCUCUUCUUAAAUAUUGUGUAAAAAACACGUCAAUAAUAAUAUGAAAGGCAUAGCGCUGUUGCUUCUCUGCGCAGCAGUUGCAGCUCAAGCGAGCUCAAGCUGCUCUCUAGAUUCAGUUGGUCUCUUACUGCCUCAUCCAAAAUGCGACCACUACUAUAUGUGCUUCUUUGGCAGUCAAGUGGAACUACACUGCGCAGAUGGUCUCCUAUUUAAUCCUAAACUUCAAGUGUGUGACUGGCCCCACAAUGUAGACUGUGGUGAUAGAAUUAUUCCCAGUAGAAAAUUAGUCUCUAAGAAGAAGAUAGAAAAAGACGUCCGAUCUCCCGCUGAAAUAUGCGCGGCCGAAGGUUCUGAAGGUCUUAUUUUCGACCAUGAAUAUUGCGACAAAUACUACAAGUGCAACCAUGGCAAACCCGUUACCAUGCCUUGCCCUCCUAACCUUCUAUGGUGGGCUCCGUUCUGUUAUUGGGCUGAACAAGUAGACUGUGGUGACAGAAUUAGACCAGAUGGCUUCAGCAGUGGAAACCAAGAGGCAGAAAAAGUCCCCGAGCAAGUAUCUGGAGGAAACAGCGAUCCAAGCCAAGCUCCUGCCAUCUGCGCCGCUGAAGGUUCAGAUGGCGUGUUGGUCGCUCAUGAAAAUUGAAAUCAAUUCUAUAAAUGCUACAGAGGAGAACCUGCAGCAUUGGAUUGUCCGCAAAAUCUUCUUUAUAAUCCGGAAAAGGAAUAUUGUGACUGGGAGUGGAAUGUCGACUGUAGCAAUCGAAUUAAACCAGAUGACAUAAGCGGUGGAAACCCCAAUGAAGAUAAAGACCCCGACCAAGUAUCUGGAGGAAACAGCGAUCCUAGUCAAGCUCCUGCUAUUUGCGCUGCUGAAGGUUCAGAUGGCGUUUUGGUCGCUCAUGAAAAUUGUAAUCAAUUCUAUAAAUGCUUCAGUGGAGAACCUUCAGCAUUGGAUUGUCCACAAAAUCUUCUCUACAAUCCAGAAAAGGAAUAUUGUGACUGGGAUUGGAAUGUUAACUGUGGCAACAGAGUUAUUCCUAGUGAAAAAAUUGUAGCUUUUAUAGCGCUGUUGCUUCUCUGCGCAGCAGUUGCAGCUCAAGCGAGCUCGAGCUGCUCUCUAGAUUCAGUUGGUGCCUUACUGCCUCAUCCAAAAUGCGACCACUACUAUAUGUGCUUCUUUGGCAGUCAAGUGGAACUACACUGCGCAGAUGGUCUCCUAUUUAAUCCUAAACUUCAAGUGUGUGACUGGCCCCACAAUGUCGACUGUGGUGAUAGAAUUAUUCCCAGUAGAAAAUUAGUCUCUCAGAAGAAGAUAGAAAAAGACGUCCGAUCUCCCGCUGAAAUAUGCGCGGCCGAAGGUUCUGAAGGUCUUAUUUUCGACCAUGAAUAUUGCGACAAAUACUACAAGUGCAACCAUGGCAAACCCGUUACCAUGCCUUGCCCUCCUAACCUUCUAUGGUGGGCUCCGUUCUGUUAUUGGGCUGAACAAGUAGACUGUGGUGACAGAAUUAGACCAGAUGGCUUCAGCAGUGGAAACCAAGAGGCAGAAAAAGUCCCCGAGCAAGUAUCUGGAGGAAACAGCGAUCCCAGCCAAGCUCCUGCCAUCUGCGCCGCUGAAGGUUCAGAUGGCGUGUUGGUCGCUCAUGAAAAUUGUAAUCAAUUCUAUAAAUGCUACAGAGGAGAACCUGCAGCAUUGGAUUGUCCGCAAAAUCUUCUUUAUAAUCCGGAAAAGGAAUAUUGUGACUGGGAGUGGAAUGUUGACUGUAGCAAUCGAAUUAAACCAGAUGACAUAAUUGGUGGAAACCCCAAUGAAGAUAAAGACCCCGACCAAGAAUCUGGAGGAAACAGCGAUCCUAGUCAAGCUCCUGCUAUUUGCGCCGCUGAAGGUUCAGAUGGCGUUUUGGUCGCUCAUGAAAAUUGCAAUCAAUUCUAUAAAUGCUUUGGUGGAGAACCUGCUGUAUUGGAUUGUCCGCAAAAUCUUCUCUAUAAUCCAGAAAGGGAAUAUUGCGACUGGCCUGAAAAUGUUGACUGUAGCAACCGAAUUAAACCAGAUGACAUAAGUGGUGGAAAGCCUAACGAAGACAAAGGCCCCGAGCAAGUAUCUGGGGGAAACAGCGAUCCUAGCCAAGCUCCUGCCAUCUGCGCCGCUGAUGGUUCAGAUGGAGUGUUGGUCGCUCAUGAAAAUUGUAAUCAAUUCUAUAAAUGCUACAGAGGAGAGCCUGCAGCUUUGUACUGUGCGCCAAAUCUUCUCUACAAUCCAGAAAAGGAAUAUUGUGACUGGGAAUGGAAUGUCGACUGUAGCAACCGAAUUAAACCAGGUGAUAUAAGCGGUGGAAACCCUAACGAAGACAAAGGCCCCGAGCAAGAAUCUGGAGGAAACAGCGAUCCUAGUCAAGCUCCUGCUAUUUGCGCCGCUGAAGGUUCAGAUGGCGUUUUGGUCGCUCAUGAAAAUUGCAAUCAAUUCUAUAAAUGCUUCGGUGGAGAACCUGCAGCAUUAGAUUGUCCCCUAAAUCUUCUCUACAAUCCAGAAAAGGAAUAUUGUGACUGGGAUUGGAAUGUUAACUGUGGCAACAGAGUUAUUCCUAGCGAAAAAAUUGUAGCUUAGUAGAAAAUCAUUCAAGACGUUGUGAAGGCUUGAUUUUCUCCCACCUAUUAUUGCGACUAAUUUUACAUUUGCAAUCAUGGCAGACCCGUCUUUAACUUCAGUUUUACGGUCCUACUCCGUUCUGUACAUUUACUGUUUUAGUAGACUGUGGAAACAGAAUUAUACCAGAUGACCAGGAGUUGGAGAAAACCACAACGAUUAAUAAAAUAAUAUUGAUUUGUUUCAUUUGAAUGUCA
Messenger RNA from Spodoptera litura, 2905 nucleotides. The record is from RefSeq and is a predicted model, not a curated record. Lineage: Eukaryota; Metazoa; Arthropoda; Insecta; Lepidoptera; Noctuidae.